This is a messenger RNA of Camellia sinensis, 3773 nucleotides long. The record is from RefSeq and is a predicted model, not a curated record. NCBI's taxonomy places the organism in Eukaryota, Viridiplantae, Streptophyta, Magnoliopsida, Ericales, Theaceae.
UUCCCGUGUCGUCGUGAUAAAUUUCUAUCGGAUCUAACAACUCAACUCAAACAUUGUUCCUCUCUUAACAAAACCUAACCCUAGAUUUCCACCACCAUGGCCAUCGACUCUGAAGAACCCACCCAUCGUAAUCACCGCCGGUCCCCCUCCUCCGCCGAUGAAUUGGAAGAGCCUUCGAAGCGUCGCAAGCAUCGCCACCACCGUCACCACCGCCACCAACGCCGCAGCAGCACCCGCAAGUACGAUGAAUCCAAGCGCAAUGAAGAAGCAGCUCAUAUCGAAGCCCAAAGCAAGCGCCAGGAAGAAGUGGGGGUUGCUUUUCCACCGCCCUCGGGAUCGAAUUCUCGACCCGAUUAUGAUGAUAUGGAGGAAGGAGAGAUUGUCGAAGACGACGACGGCUUCGGCGGCGUUGAUACUGAUUUUGUGAAGAAGAGAAUGGAUUCUCACAUGGAAGUUAAGGCGGCUGAAGUUCGCGAUGGAUCUGAUCAUUACAAAACGGGAGUUCAUGGAGCUCAAAAUGAGUAUGGCCUUAAUUCUAGUCUUCCAGAGGAAGACAAUUUGGAUACAAGUGUUCAAAAUCCAAAGUCAUUGGGGCAGAGUGAUGACAAGUUGGUGAGUAAUGCGAUACUGGAUGAGAAUGUAAAUAUCAAUGAUGGUUGUAAAUUCCAUAAGGAGGUUGGUUUGCUAGGGUAUUCAAGUUCUGAGUUUUACCUUGAUGGGCAUAUUGGACAGGAAUCCCUUAAAGAAAACUAUAUGCCACUCACAGGAUCCAAGUCCCCUGUUAAAGAAAGGCGCAAGCGAAAGAGCUACCGUGAUGAUGACGUAGAUUCAAGGGAUUGGAGAAAAUCGUUGUCAUCUGGAAACAACGUGGACAAGCACAAAAAUGUGGCACACUCACCGUCAAAUGACAGAUACCAUGAGUUGAGGAAUGGAUCAAAGUCGCAUGAUCAGGCAAGGAAAAGAUCUCGGUCGCAAAGCAUCUUAGAAGAGGCUUCCCUCAUGAAAACAACUCAGCAAAAGGAUGCGCUACAUUAUACAGAUGACAGGAGAACUGUUUUUGAUUCCGAUGACGACAAAAUGGUUGGACGAAAUGGGAACUUCCAGCAUGACUCUAGGGAUUUGUUUAGGGAUAAACAAAGGGAACACAGUUCUAGUUAUAGCAGAUUUAGAGUGGACAGGCCCCACAGCCGAGAGACUCAGGACAAGGAGAGGGAGGGGAGUCGGGGGAUUUGGGACAGAGAUAGAGAAGGGAGGGAGAUGGACAGGGAUAGAAAAAGAGAGAGGGAACAGGACCAUGACAGGGAAAAGGCCACAGAGAGAGAUAGAGAUGGGGAGAGGGAGAGGGAGAGGGAGAACAGGGAAAGAGAGAGGGAGAGGGAGAGGAAGGAGAGUGGAAGGGAUAGAAUUAGAGAUAGAGAAAGGGACAAUGAGAGUGAUAGGGUUAGCAGGUUUCGUAAUUAUGAAAAAAAUGUUGAUGGUUAUAAUGAUCGAGAUAGGUAUUAUAAUUCCAAGCGUCGUAGACAAGAUGAAAGAGAACACAGGGACAGGGGCAGGAAACAUGAUCAAGAAAGAGAUCAUGUUGCUAAAAUUGAUCCAGUGAGUGGGGAUGAACAGAAAUCUAAAAGAGAUGAAGAUCAACAACAGGAGUAUCAAGAAAGGAUUGCAUUGCAACUUGUGGAUCAGGAAGAAGAAGAUCUUAACAGAAUUAAGGAGGAGAGUAAAAGGCGAAGACAGGCUAUCCUUGAAAAAUAUAAAACUCAGCAAUUACAUCAACAACAUGAGCCUCAUUUGGGGGAUAAGGAUAAGGAGCAUUUUGAGCAAAUUUCUGAGCUGGCAUCCACUGUUAAUGUUGCUCUGAAAACUCUUGAUGGAAGGAAUGAAAGUGUGGAUACCUGUGUUGCUGGCUCAGCUUUUACUGUGGGCAAAUCCCCUCCACAAAAUGGGAUUUCUGCUUUUGAGAGGAAUUCUGGUGCUGGAGGACUGGGAGAGGGUACUCCUAAGAGUGAGAGGUCAAAUGAUAUGUUUUGUGAUGACAUUUUUGGAGAGUCACCUGCUGGAGUUCGUAAAACAGGGAAAGGGGAUAGUGUAGCAAUUGAAAGGAGUGGUCUUCAUGACAAUUGGGAUGAUGCAGAAGGUUAUUACAGCUACCGGUUUGGUGAAGUACUUGAUGGUCGAUAUGAAGUUACUGCUGCUCAUGGAAAAGGUGUCUUUUCAACAGUAGUUCGUGCAAAGGAUCUUAAGGUUGGACCCGGUGAUCCAGAAGAAGUGGCAAUAAAAAUUAUACGUAAUAAUGAGCACAUGCAUAAGGCUGGUAAGGAGGAAUUGAUCAUAUUAAAGAAAUUAGUUGGUGCUGACCCAGACAACAAGCGCCAUUGUGUUCGUUUCCUUUCAUCCUUUAAGUACCGGAAUCAUCUUUGUUUAGUUUUUGAAUCCCUUCAUAUGAAUCUACGUGAGGUCUUGAAGAAGUUUGGCCGUAACAUUGGGCUUAAACUAACUGCUGUGAGAACAUAUGCGAAGCAACUUCUCAUUGCACUAAAGCAUCUCAGAAACUGUGGUGUUCUUCACAGUGACAUAAAGCCGGAUAAUAUGCUGGUAAAUGAAGCGAAAAAUGUGCUGAAACUUUGUGAUUUUGGCAAUGCCAUGUUUGCUGGUAAAAAUGAAAUUACUCCUUACCUUGUGAGCCGCUUUUAUCGUGCCCCUGAGAUAAUUCUGGGCUUGCCUUAUGAUCAUCCAAUGGAUAUUUGGUCAGUUGGUUGCUGUUUGUUUGAGCUCUAUACUGGGAAAGUUCUUUUUCCAGGUGCUACAAACAAUGACAUGCUUCGCCUUCAUAUGGAAUUAAAAGGUCCAUUCCCGAAGAAGAUGCUUCGGAAGGGAGCUUUCACGGAGCAACAUUUUGACCAGGAUUUGAAUUUUCUUGCCACAGAAGAGGAUCCUGUCACAAAGAAGACUAUGAAGAGACUGAUCCCUAGUAUCAAGCCGAAAGAUAUAGGUGCAAUAGUUAUGAGCUCUCCUGGUGAGGAUCCGAAGAUGUCAGCCAAUUUCAGAGAUCUUCUAGAAAAAAUAUUUGUGUUAGAUCCAGAUAAGAGGAUAACAGUAUCACAGGCAUUGAGUCAUCCUUUUAUCACGGAGCUUUGGGGACAGUUCUUGGCGUGGUGGAAGUCAAAAGAGAUGAUGUUUAGUCUGGAGGCCACUUGGCGGUCCUUUCAGUGGAAUAUUUUCUGUUCUAUUGAGAUCUACCAGUGCUAUGAGGCAACCACUCAGUGCUUUAGAUGCAUAAAGGCACUCUGGAGAAGGAAUUUGCACUUGGAGGUGUAUUGCUGCAGCCUUGAAGUGAAAGUACUGUUCAGGUACAACUCUCCAUGCUUCUGCACCUUAUUGGUGCAGGUAUGUUGGGAUCCUGCCCCUCCCUUCCACUUUUUGGACAAUGGUGGGAUGCAAAAAUGUGAUACCAGAUCUGUUAAAAGUACCUUAGGCUUGGGUUGUGGACUUGGAAACUCCCAUCUGGAUCUCUGAGGAAGUCUAAGAGAGACCACUUGAGUCCUGACAUGGUAUUUAGAUCCAUUGUGGUUGGUGAUCCAGUGUAGUGGCCAGAUUUUUGAACCGCAUAUUUGGUAUUUAGAUAAUUUAUUGGAUUGUUGGAAAAGGAUAUUAGCUUAUUCCUCUGGUUUAGAAAUUUUCCCUACUGUCAUGGAAUAUUGAGAUUGUAAUGAGACUCUACUUUUGGUUGAUUACCAAUGGAACAAUUUGCCCACUGGAAUGUGAUGAUGACAGAA